Sebastes umbrosus (honeycomb rockfish) is the source of this 4446-nucleotide messenger RNA. It is a transcript of the gene bmp1a, whose product is annotated as bone morphogenetic protein 1a. The record is from RefSeq and is a predicted model, not a curated record. Gene Ontology annotation, molecular function: zinc ion binding; serine-type endopeptidase activity; calcium ion binding. The transcript has 20 exons. Bases 185 to 3133 code for a protein of 982 amino acids. Lineage: Eukaryota; Metazoa; Chordata; Actinopteri; Perciformes; Sebastidae. Gene Ontology annotation, biological process: proteolysis.
GAGAGAGGCUGGAUUUAAAACCCGCCCUCCACAGGGAUCUCGUUUCCCCCCCAAAAAAAACCUCCCAUUUUCUCUCUCUCUCUCUCUCUCUCUCUCUCUUUCUCUCUCUUUCUCUCUCUCACUCUUCUGUCUCUCUUCCUUUACCUUUUAUCCCUUGCCUUUCUCCGUUUCCCCCACCACAAUAAUGGAUCUCACGGCGAGAUGUUUGUGUCUGCUAUCCUGCUGUCUCGGCGUGAUAUUGGCGAUCGAUUUGGAGGCGAUUGAUCCGGGCUACUAUGUGGACUCCAGUGCCACAUCAGAGGCGAUCGACUAUAAGGAUCCCUGUAAAGCUGUUGCCUUUCUGGGAGACAUCGCCCUUGAUGAGGAGGACAUGCGGAUGUUUAAAGUGGAAAGAAUAAUCGAUUUGGCUCAGAGAACCGUCCAGCUUGUUAAUCGCACAGACGCAGGAUCAACCAAUCAGAGUAGCCAAAAUAGGCAAGGUUCACGCCGCAGGAAAAGGGCUGCCACCUCCAGACCCGAACGUGUUUGGCCCGAAGGUGUUAUUCCCUAUGUCAUCAGUGGAAACUUUAGUGGCAGCCAGCGGGCGAUAUUCCGCCAAGCCAUGCGGCACUGGGAGAAGCACACCUGUGUGACUUUUAUAGAGAGGACACAGGAGGAGAGCUAUAUUGUCUUCACCUACCGACCAUGUGGGUGCUGCUCCUAUGUGGGUCGCCGUGGAGGGGGCCCUCAGGCCAUAUCCAUCGGGAAGAAUUGUGACAAGUUUGGCAUCGUGGUGCACGAGUUGGGUCACGUGAUUGGAUUCUGGCACGAACACACGCGGCCUGACCGAGACGAGCACGUCAGCAUUAUCAGGGACAACAUUCAGCCAGGACAAGAGUAUAACUUCUUGAAGAUGGAGCCGGGGGAGGUGGACUCUCUGGGAGAGGUCUAUGACUUCGACAGUAUCAUGCACUAUGCCAGGAAUACAUUUUCCAGAGGCAUCUUUCUGGACACCAUCCUGCCACGCUACGAUGUGAACGGAGUGCGACCACCCAUUGGCCAGAGAACCCGACUGAGCAAAGGGGAUAUCGCACAGGCACGCAAACUCUACAAAUGCUCCAGAUGUGGGGACAGUCUGCAGGACAGCAGCGGGAACUUCUCCUCUCCCGGCUUCCCCAACGGAUACUCGGCCUACAUGCACUGCAUCUGGAGAAUAUCAGUCACACCGGGGGAAAAGAUCAUCCUGAACUUCACCUCCAUGGAUCUGUACAGGAGCCACCUGUGUUGGUACGACCACGUGGAAAUCCGAGAUGGGUACUGGAGGAAGGCGCCUCUAAAAGGUCGUUUCUGUGGCGACAAGCUGCCUGAGCCAAUUAUCUCCACCGACAGCCGACUGUGGAUCGAGUUCCGUAGCAGCAGCAACUGGGUGGGAAAAGGUUUCUCCGCCGUUUAUGAGGCCAUCUGUGGUGGGGAGGUGAAGAAAGACAAUGGCCAGAUCCAGUCCCCCAACUACCCUGAUGACUACAGGCCCAACAAAGUGUGCGUGUGGAAGAUUACUGUAGCUCAGGGCUACCACGUAGGCCUUACCUUCCAGUCUUUUGAGAUUGAGAGACAUGACAGUUGUGCCUAUGACUACCUGGAGGUGCGCGAUGGAAACUCUGAAAACAGUCCCCUACUGGGCCGCUUCUGUGGCUACGACAAGCCAGAUGACAUCAAAACCAGCUCCAACCAGCUGUGGAUGAAAUUUGUUUCAGAUGGCUCCGUCAACAAGGCCGGCUUUGCUGCCAACUUCUUCAAAGAGAUGGAUGAGUGCUCCAAGCCGGACAACGGUCGCUGUGAGCAACGCUGUGUCAACACACUAGGCAGCUACAAGUGUGCCUGUGACCCGGGCUAUGAGCUGGCCGCUGACAAGCGCAGCUGCGAGGCUGCCUGUGGAGGCUUCAUCACCAAGCUGAAUGGGUCAAUCACCAGCCCGGGUUGGCCCAGAGAGUACCCCCCAAACAAGAACUGCAUCUGGCAGCUGGUCGCCCCCACGCAAUACCGCAUCACUCUGCUCUUUGACGUCUUCGAGACUGAGGGCAAUGACGUGAGCACUGGGGUUAUUUUGAAUCGGCGCGGGGUUUGUAAGUACGACUACGUGGAGGUGCGCAGCGGGCUGUCGGCAGACUCAAGGCUACAUGGGAAGUUCUGCGGGGCAGAGAAACCUGAAGCUAUUACCUCCCAGUACAACAACAUGCGCAUUGAGUUCAAAUCAGACAAUACGGUGUCCAAAAAGGGCUUUAAAGCACAGUUCUUCUCAGACAAAGAUGAGUGCUCUAAGGAGAACGGUGGCUGUCAACACGAGUGUGUCAACACCUUUGGGAGCUACAGCUGUCAGUGCAGGAGUGGCUUUGUGCUGCAUGAGAACAAACAUGACUGUAAAGAAGCUGGCUGUGAUCACACUGUGAAUAGCGUGAGCGGCGUCAUCACCAGCCCCAAUUGGCCGGAUAAAUACCCCAGCAAGAAGGCAUGCACCUGGGCACUCACCACGACUCCGGGCCACCGCAUCAAAAUCGCCUUCAAUGAGAUCGACAUGGAGCCCCACCUGGAGUGUGCUUAUGACCACAUUGAGAUUUACGACGGGCGAGAUGGGAAAGCUCCGACCCUGGGUCGCUUCUGUGGCACCAAGGAGCCCGAAGCCAUCACGUCUACUGCAAACAAGCUGUUCAUUCGCUUCUUCUCUGAUAACUCUGUGCAGAAAAAAGGCUUCGAGGCUUCCCAUACUGCAGAGUGUGGAGGUCGCCUAAAGGCUGAGGUCAAAACAAAGGACCUCUUCUCCCAUGCCCAGUUCGGGGACAAUAACUACCCCGGAGCAUCCGACUGCCAGUGGGUGAUCUCGGCGGAGAAAGGCUACGGCGUGGAGCUCAUCUUCCAGACCUUUGAGAUUGAGGAGGAGGCAGACUGCGGCUAUGACUACAUGGAGCUCUUCGAUGGAGCGGACACCAAGUCCCCACGGCUGGGACGUUACUGUGGCUCAGGGCCUCCAGAGGAGAUCUACUCGGCCGGUGACUCCAUUGUGAUCAAGUUCCGCUCUGACGAUACAAUCAACAAAAAAGGAUUCCACGUCCGCUACACCAGCACCAAGUUCCAGGACACACUGCACUCACGCAAGUGACCAGCGGGGGCCGGAAGGGGCCGUGCGGGGCAAAGGGGCAAACGGAGGGGCCCCCAGGGGAGGCGCCAGCCUGACGCUCGGAAACCUUCGGCCACCAAGAUGAAUCAGACACGACAGAACAGCCGCAAGACCACCAACCGCACCUCAGCUCCUAGGGGCUCUAGCUCCCCCCACAGACUGUGAGGAGUAAAGCCAUUCUGCAGUACACCAUGUUUUUACCUUUUUAUGGUUAGGAUUUGGGUGGGAAGAUGAACGUCCGCAUUAGGCGUACAGUAGGGGAAAAUUUAUUGACCCAGACCCCAUCCAGAUAUUUUUUUGUUUGUUUCUCCGUUUUUUUUUUAAUCAUGCCUCUUUAUGAGAGGCACAAAGGAAAACAGUGGAUUCUCAGGACCUGUAGGAAGGCAGGCAUCAGCUGGACAGAUCCCUGCUUUUGUCGGGCCAGCCCACCACAUCCAGGGGGAGGAGAGGAAGAGGGGGAGGAGUAUGGGAAGGUCUCCCUGCACUCCUCAAUAAUUCCUCUCCUCUCUACACACUCAACCCUUUGGUUCAAGGAUUCCUAUCUGUAAAAGGAUUAGAAGGACUUGACUUAAGAUUUUUGAUACUGUAUGUCAGUCAAUUGCAUGUAAUUACAAGGAAAGAAGGAAAACUGUACAGUGACAACACCAGCAUUUGUAAUUGGCAUUGUCCUGGCAACCAGUGGCAAGAUUCUCGUUGUUACCAUUAACAAGGAAAUUAAGGAAGCAGUUAUCUUAUUAAAGGACUAAUACAUGAAUUAUGGUCCAUGUCUUCUGGUUGGUAAUUGCUUGCCUGAUGACUUGCUAUUACUGUACCUCCAUGUAUAAAGUAAUGUGUAUGAUCUUUCAAAGGGAACAUGUGCUUUUCUCAGCUCGAACCAGUUAGCACUUUACAGUGAAUUGUUCCAAAAUCAUGAGCUUAUGAAUUUUUGUGAAAUGCAAUGCCAGUUCACUUAUUUUUAAAUGCAUUUUAUCUCUUAUGCUUCAUUGUUUUUUUUUCUAAUUGCUCCAUUUAGUUCCUCAGGCAUACUUGAACAUUGUGUGUGCCCUGUAACAUGGGGUAAUAAAGAUGACUUAUGUUUCAGUGUUGAUUUACAGUUCUGAUGUAAAAUAAUUUCUCUCCAGAGAAAAUGCCUUUUCUUGGUACAAUGAAGUAUUUCACAAGAACCAAAUGAGCCUGGGUAUUUAUUGUUAUAGUAAUUGCAUAUAUAAUGUAAAGGUACUGUUGAAAUUAGCCCUAUAAUUGCCUUCUAAUGUAUAGCCAUUGGUCUAUGUUGAAUAUACUAUGUUGCUCACUCA